UUCAACAAGUUGAAGAGUCCUUUUCUUCUUUCUUUUUUUAUUUCUUUUCUCCUCUUUUCACAUUUCUUUGCUUUCGCUGAAACUAGAGCUGGAAAAUCAGCUCACAAUCUUUACUCUCUGAUGAUCUGUUAUUCAAUCGACAUCAUAUAAUCGAUCAGAUUAGAGUUUCAGUUCGGAUUGUAAAAUGAAUUCUUCGUCGGAUCGAUUGUUUGGUAGACAAAGGACUAUUCAUGAGCUUCUAGGUGGAGGAUUCAUUGCAGACAUAAUCCUGUGGAGGCGGCCAAAUUUAACUUCUGGAUUAUUGUUGGUGACAUUUGCUGUCUGGAUAGUGUUCGAGAAAUCUGGUUAUACUCUAUUAUCGCUUGUGUCCAGUGUUCUCCUUCUACUGGUUGUCAUUUUCUUUGUCUGGGCAAAAUCUGCUUCCAUUCUCAACAGACCACCUCCACCAUUACCAGAAUUACAUAUUUCAGAAGAAGUUAUGAAUGAAGCAGCAGCUAUAAUACGAAGUCCGGUAAAUGCAUUUUCUUCUGUUUCUUUGGAUAUUGCACUAGGGAAGAACUCGGACCUGUUUUUUAAAGUGGCUGGAGCUCUCUUGCUGCUUUCGGUCAUUGGUGGUUGGACAGAUUUCCUUACAUUGGGCUACACCAGUCUUUUUCUUGUU
This is a messenger RNA of Papaver somniferum (opium poppy), 661 nucleotides long. RefSeq names its product reticulon-like protein B12. Lineage: Eukaryota; Viridiplantae; Streptophyta; Magnoliopsida; Ranunculales; Papaveraceae. The annotation marks the transcript as partial. The transcript has 4 exons. The record is from RefSeq and is a predicted model, not a curated record.